UUUGCGAGCGACAGCCUGGCGUCUUGGUUUUGUCGUUUUGUCGUUUGGAUCUGCUGCCCCAGAACCGUUUAGUAACAUACGGUAUGGAGUAUGGAGAACGGAGGAACAAGAGAGACACGCGAGACACGCGAGACAACCGUCGCAUACUAACUAGUACGCCCCGGGGCGUCUUGUUAAUGUUUAAUGCGAUGACUGCCGUUUUCCGAACAAGAGGAAUGGCAAGCCCACGACGGGCAAAUCAGGAAACCACCGCCGCCGGCACUCGGCGCUGCUCGGCGGCUGGAGAUGUUGCACAGACACUACAGCCUGCAUCUGGUGUGGUGAACAACGACGUUGAGGUUCUACUACAACUUGGGCCGGCAGUUGAAUCAUCAUCCCAGCCCAUGUUGCACAGCUGCUCAAGGAUGAUCGAUUCAUGUCCAAGUAUAGCGAUCAUUCAGCUCGCUCACCUUUACCAUAAUGGUCCCUUCUUGAUUCAGGUCUACAGACUACUGUACAGGAAGAGAGACGCCAUUCCUUACAGGUUCUCACCCUCCUUUGACAAAUGGUUAGCCCAAACAGUCAUUAGUCGAAACGGGAAAGACGGCCAGAUAACGAUUGUUUCCAAGCAGCUAGCAGGCGGUUUCUGCUGCCUCGCCCAUCCCCACCCCUUCGGCGCUGGUGACACUGCGCUAUUCCUGUAUCCCUGUUGGCUUGUCUUGCAUCGACAAGUCAUCUGGCCCUUGACGAGAGGAUUCCUGUGAGAGAGAGCCGUCAAAUUUGGUAGAAAAUGACUGUCGAGGCGUCUCCGACAUUGGCAGCACCGGCAGUUAGUUGCCACGGAUUAACUGAUUUGCUCCCAGGAACGCCUU
Messenger RNA from Trichoderma harzianum CBS 226.95, 851 nucleotides. RefSeq lists its product as hypothetical. The record is from RefSeq and is a predicted model, not a curated record. Lineage: Eukaryota; Fungi; Ascomycota; Sordariomycetes; Hypocreales; Hypocreaceae. The coding region runs from base 84 to 743 and encodes 219 amino acids. The transcript is spliced from 5 exons.